Zymoseptoria tritici IPO323 is the source of this 1008-nucleotide messenger RNA. RefSeq lists its product as uncharacterized. Gene Ontology annotation, molecular function: hydrolase activity. The transcript has a single exon. The record is from RefSeq and is a predicted model, not a curated record. The coding region runs from base 1 to 1008 and encodes 335 amino acids. Lineage: Eukaryota; Fungi; Ascomycota; Dothideomycetes; Mycosphaerellales; Mycosphaerellaceae.
AUGGCGUCCCAAUCGAGCCCAGACGCGGGCCAUACGCCUUCGAUCAAAACUACCUAUCGCCAGGACAGAUCGCCGUUGAUGGCCAUACUCCAGAGCUGCUUGAAACCAUUCAACACAAAGCUCGUUGCCCCGAAGAAAGAGUUCCCAGCCGGGUCGCCUAAGCUAGAACCUCCAAGCAAAUCUCGGAAAAAGUUGGAUGUCACAGAGCGGAAAGUGGAAGAUAUAUGGCUUUACGACUUUCGGCGGAAAGAGCCACUGCAUUCAUCGAAGCAUGAGUCUGGAGCGAAGAAGACUUCGAAGAGACUAUACUACUUCGCCGGCGGAGGCUGGCAGGCGCCCGCUUCUUCACAACAUUGGAGUCUGGUUACGGAGAUGGCAUUACAGCUGCCCGACUUCAUCGUUACGCUCGUCAGCUAUCCCCUGGCGCCGAAUAGUCCCGCACCCGUCGCCUUGCCUCAAAUCAUGCAUCUGUACAAAGCCCUUCUGGCUUCAGCGCAAGAAGCCAACGAAGAAGUCAUAUUCGCUGGAGACUCCGCUGGCGGCAACAUCGUGCUGAGUCUGGUCGUCAACUCACUACUCGCGAAUCCAGAUGCUCUAUGUCCCAAAGCUAUAAUGGCGAUCUGUCCAUCCACCGACCUGCGACGAAGCAACCCAGAGAUGAAAGAGAUCGAGAAGAACGAUCCGCUCUUGCGAAUGCCAUUCGUGGUAUCCUCAGCGAAUGCGUGGCGAGGAGCAUGGGAUGCCAGUGACGUCCGCGUAUCCCCACUAUUGGCAGAUUUUGGACCAUUGUCGAGGAGGGAUGUGAAGAUUCAUGGCGUGACCGGAACGUAUGAUAUCUUGUCUCCGGAUGCGGCGCUGCUUAGGGAGAAGUGUAAUUCACUGGGCAUCAAGGGAGAGUGGUUGCAGUGGGAUAAACAGACGCAUUGUUUUCCGCUCAUGUUUCCGUAUGGCUUGUCGGAGGCGAAGGAGGCGAAGGAUUGGAUUCUGGAUGUCAUAAAGCGAUCUUAG